UGUUUUGCCCAUCCCAAAGACGUUGAACACAACUGGUGUGUUGUGUUGUUUUAGAAUGAGCCUUCACAGAUGGCUGUAUCGCAGAGAAUAUGGCCUAAGGUCAAUGCGUGGAGAUUUUGACAAUGUUAUGAAUUUGGUGUAUGGAUCGCUGACAGAUUUUGAACAUUGGAACGAUAAACCAAAUCAAACGUCGGACUAUGGAGCGGUUUUCAAUUUGGAAUUUUCACCCAAAGGUAAUGUGUUGGUAGCUGCCUGCGAAAAGAAGUCGAUACUGUUUUUUGAUACGACAACACAGAGGCAAACAUAUCACAUCAAGGAUGCCCAUAGUGACAAUGUUAAUUGUAUUAAAUUCCUGGAUGAACGUAUGUUUGCAACCUGUUCAGAUGACACAACUGUUGCACUCUGGGAUUUGAGAUAUCUGAAAAAGAAAGUACGCAGUCUGCAUGGACAUUCAAAUUGGGUGAAAAAUAUUGAAUAUUCACAUAAGGAUAAUCUAUUGGUAACAUCGGGUUUCGAUGGUAGCAUAUUUACCUGGGACAUUAAUUCACACACCGAACAAGGUCUAAUAUAUCAAAAAGUUUUCCACACAAGCGGUCUAAUGCGCUGUCGCAUAUCACCAGAUUGCAGUAAAUUAGUAAUAUGUUCAACUGGUGGUUAUCUAAUGAUAAUACAUCAUUUGGAUUUGACCUCAUUGCAUAAGGACUUAAAUGGAUUUAGGCCAAGCAUUUAUCGUUUAAUGCAAAUGGGCCAUCAAUAUAUACCUCAAGCGGCCAAAUUCGAUCAUGUCUUUUCGAAGAAACAAAAGAAAAAUCGUGUCGAAUUGGUAACAGAUUUUCCUGAAGAAAAUGAUGCUGAAGUAGUAUUAGCUUUGCAGAUCCAUCCUUUAGGACAUUCAAUAUUAAGCCGCAAUAUUAGCUACGAUGAAAAGACUGAAUGGUCAUGUAUACACGACAUAAAUGAGGAGCCAACAGAUAUUACGGAACAAGUCCAGGAAGAACAUCAAAGUUCAAAACGGAAACGUAAAUUAGUAUGUGAGAGUGAUGAUGAAUCACAACACAGUGCUGGUGGUGGCAUGGGUGCCGGUGAUGAAAGUGGCGAUUCACCAGAUGAUCUGCUAAUUAGUAUAAAUCGGCGACAACGUGCUCUAAGAUCUCGUCUGCCAGGACGUGGUGGUAAUUCCUCGAAUACCAAUUCAACAUCAAGUAGACAACCACAAUCAACGGCUACAGCUGCAGCAUCAUCGACCGCUGCAAAUCAAACAUUUGUUCCAGACAUUUGGGCUGCCGAGGUCACAGUUCAAGAACGUGCAAUACGUCAAAAUCGUGCCCGUAAUUCGAAUGCCGUUACCGGCUACAAUUAUGUGUAUGCCAUAAGCAGUGGCGUAUUACCGGCAAUAGCUGCCUCAACAACAGCUUCAAAUCGCAAUGAUAGUACAAACAAUCGAACCAACGAUUCCACAUCACGAAGAUCGGGUCGUUCAUAUCGCUCCGAUACGACGGCCAAUUCAACCGAUGGCGGCAGUAGUACAUCCAGCAGUGAUUCACCGCCAUAUUUACCACUUGGUCGUAUACGUGUACGGCCCCUUAUCAUACCACUAAAACGUAAUACCUACACGAAUCGGGAAAGGAAAAUCUUUGAAAAUCCUAAAAAAUUAAUGUACUACAUUCAGGAGCCGAACAAGGGCAAGGGAUUCAUUAAGGAGCCAAGUUUUUCAGCUGAUGGCCGCAUUGUUUGCUCGCCCUAUGACAAUGGUGUACGACUGUUGGGUUAUACCGAAACCAGUUCAGAGUAUCCACAACAUUAUCAAGAAAUCGAGACAAUCAAACAGAAACCGCGACCCUUGUGUGUGUUGAAGGAGCUGCGAUGUCACGACGACAAGGUGCUUAGCACAAAAUUUAGUCCCACGGAACCAUUGUUGGCAACAGGUUGUAAAAGUGGCAAAGUUGUUUGGUAUCAUCCGGUUUUGUAAAUCAAA
Messenger RNA from Musca vetustissima, 1975 nucleotides. Its product is annotated as DDB1- and CUL4-associated factor 10 homolog. The transcript has 6 exons. The record is from RefSeq and is a predicted model, not a curated record. Gene Ontology annotation, cellular component: Cul4-RING E3 ubiquitin ligase complex. Gene Ontology annotation, molecular function: protein binding. NCBI's taxonomy places the organism in Eukaryota, Metazoa, Arthropoda, Insecta, Diptera, Muscidae. The coding region runs from base 56 to 1969 and encodes 637 amino acids.